Chrysoperla carnea is the source of this 854-nucleotide messenger RNA. RefSeq lists its product as uncharacterized. The record is from RefSeq and is a predicted model, not a curated record. Gene Ontology annotation, molecular function: nucleic acid binding; zinc ion binding. The transcript has 4 exons. Bases 1 to 807 code for a protein of 268 amino acids. NCBI's taxonomy places the organism in Eukaryota, Metazoa, Arthropoda, Insecta, Neuroptera, Chrysopidae.
AUGUCGACUGAUAAUCAAGACGAAAAUUUUGAACAGCAAAAGGAAAUUUUAGAUGAUUCAUCAUUAGAAAAUGAAUUAUUGGAGGGUGAUGGAGAAAAUACACAAAAUAAAGAAAAUCAAUCAGAAGAAGAAGAAACAAGGGAUAAUCCCCCUAAUAUUGAAUCUGAUAUUCAUAAUUUUAAGUUGGUCACAUGUAUGCGAGAUCAGCAAUAUUUGGUUAAGUCCAUGAAACAAGUCAUGGAAAAACACCUCAACAUGCUGGGUGAAGUCGAAAGUAUAACAAGAAAUUUAGCUACAGCAGAAAGAACACGACUAGAAACAAUACGAGAACAACGUUUAGCAACUGAAGAAGUGAGAAAGGUCUUGGUAGAAGCACAAAAAAUCUCAUCAACAAUACAACAAACACCAGCGGAUUCAGAACGACAAUUUAGACGAUUAGAUGGAAAUGUAUUCAAUUCUACCACAAUAGACGCAACAUUAGAAGCAAGUCACAUACAACAACCCAAUGCUAGUAUUGGUCAAAAUUUAGAAGCAGAGAGGAAAGCAGCUAAACCCCAAAAAGCUACAACAACAACAGCAAACUCAGCUCAGGUUAAACCAGCCUGGCAGAGUGGUCCUCACCGUAAUUGCCAUAGAUGUAAUAAAACAGGGCAUAAUGAGAGUGAUUGUCCUCUAAUUAAAUACGAUUUGUAUUUUUGCUAUGUGUGCCGACAAGUAUCUAGCCACAUAGGUACAAAUUGUCCUAAACGUGGUAAUGAAAAUUACAGAGGAGGAAAUUCAUCUAGAGGAAGAGGAAAAACCCGCUAAACCAGAAGAAAAGAAAUAGAUGCUGCUGAUUAGAAGAGUGCGCAGUG